AUGUGUGGCGUGGUAUCGGUGGUGUGGGUGGAAGUGUCAUGGGUCGGGUGUGGCGUUUAUCACCUGAGGGAUGCGAGCUUAUUAUUCUUGCCUACUCCGUUCUGUCAUCUUUGCUCGCUCACCCCUAUUUCCCCCUCCCUCCCCCCUUCGAUUAUUCUGGGAUGCUCUAGAUCAACAGAUGAGAGAGGAAUACCCAUCCGUCGUCUAGCUGUAUAUCAGAAACAACCUGGCUGCUCUUGCUCUUCCACAUCCUCAGGUUUUCGCUGGAAACUUUCCUCCUUCUGCCCACUCGCUCCGGGAACCAUGGAUACUGAGCACACGUACAGUACUAGGUCCUCUUUCUGA
Molecule: messenger RNA, 345 nt
Organism: Tuber melanosporum (Perigord truffle)
Lineage: Eukaryota; Fungi; Ascomycota; Pezizomycetes; Pezizales; Tuberaceae
Exons: 2
Coding region: 1-345 (114 amino acids)
Source: RefSeq, a predicted model, not a curated record